Molecule: messenger RNA, 3193 nt
Organism: Jatropha curcas
Lineage: Eukaryota; Viridiplantae; Streptophyta; Magnoliopsida; Malpighiales; Euphorbiaceae
Product: potassium transporter 7
Biological process (GO): potassium ion transmembrane transport
Cellular component (GO): plant-type vacuole; vacuolar membrane
Molecular function (GO): potassium ion transmembrane transporter activity
Source: RefSeq, a predicted model, not a curated record
GCAUAAAGUAAAAUAAAAUAAAAUAAAGAAAGAAUGAAGAUCACUAUGUAUCACACACUCAGCACAUACUCAAGCUAGGUGCUUGUCCGGUGUAAGUUUACAUAAAUAUAUUACAGUUUUUGCCUUUUCUGUCCAAAACCAAAUCUCAAUUUUCCAUUUCCCAUUCUCAGAAAAUUCAUCAAACCCUAGAAAAUAUUUAAUUUCCCGAAAUUUCAAAAAUUUCCGCUUCUGUAUACUACGAUGGCGGAGGAGAAUGGUGGUAGCGGUAGUUUUGGACGUGUUGGUAGCGGUAGUUUUGGAGGAGGAUCGGAUAUAAACGGGAGAUUGGCGUCUAUGGACUCCGUCGAGUCGCGGUGGGUGUUCCAAGAUGAUGACGAUUCAGUUAUGGAUGAUGACGAUGAUGAAGAUGAGGAGGAGGGAGAUGCAGCUCAACACCGCACUGCUGUGGAUUCCGACGAAGAGGAUGAUAAUAAUGAGCAGCGUUUGAUCCGCACUGGUCCUCGCAUAGACUCUUUUGACGUUGAAGCCCUCGAGAUCCCCGGCGCCCAGCGUAACGACUACGAGGACUUCAGUAUGGGAAGGAAAAUUAUGCUAGCUUUUCAGACUCUUGGUAUUGUUUUUGGUGAUGUUGGAACAAGUCCAUUAUAUGCCUUUGAUGUGAUGUUUACCAAGGCACCUAUCAACGCAGAAGAAGACGUUCUUGGUGCAUUAUCGCUGGUCCUCUAUACCUUAAUCCUGAUUCCCCUUAUCAAAUAUGUACUUGUUGUCCUUUGGGCCAAUGAUGAUGGUGAAGGUGGCACUUUUGCCUUGUACUCGCUUAUUUGCAGGCAUGCCAAGGUCAGUCUUCUUCCAAAUCAACUUCCUUCAGAUGCCCGUAUAUCAAGCUUCAGGCUCAAGGUGCCAUCACCUGAACUUGAGAGAUCAUUGAAAAUCAAGGAAAGACUUGAAAAUUCACAGACUCUGAAAAAGAUGCUUCUGAUAUUAGUGCUUGCUGGUACAUCUAUGGUUAUAGCUGAUGGGGUUAUUACGCCAGCAAUGUCAGUAUUGUCAGCUGUUGGUGGUCUAAAAGUUGGUGUGACUGCAAUUAAACAUGAGCAAGUGGUGAUGAUUUCAGUUGCCUUUCUUGUAAUUUUGUUCAGUGUACAGAAGUUUGGAACAAGUAAAGUGGGACUUGCUGUGGGCCCUGCUUUGUUUAUAUGGUUUUGUUUUCUUGCGAGCAUGGGGAUAUACAACCUUAUUAAGUAUGACAGCAGUGUUGUGAGGGCAUUUAACCCUGUUCAUAUCUAUUACUUCUUCAAGCGGAAUUCUACCAAGGCUUGGCGUGCUCUUGGAGGUUGCCUUCUUUGUGCAACAGGUUCUGAGGCAAUGUUCGCAGAUCUUUGUUACUUCUCUGUGAGAUCAAUUCAGCUUACAUUUGUAUUUCUCGUUUUUCCCUGCCUCUUGUUGGGUUAUUUGGGUCAAGCUGCAUACCUUAUGGAAAAUCAUACUGAAGAUGUGGCCGAACAAGUGUUCUUUUCAUCAGUUCCAAGUGCUGCUUUCUGGCCUGUUUUCUUUAUUGCUAAUAUAGCUGCAUUGAUUGCCAGUCGGGCAAUGACAACAGCCACUUUUUCAUGUAUAAAACAGUCAACAGCACUUGGUUGUUUCCCGCGUCUUAAAAUCAUCCAUACGUCUCGAAAAUUCAUGGGUCAGAUUUAUAUUCCUGUCAUAAACUGGUUUUUGCUAGUAGUCUGCGUGGCAUUCAUCUGCUCUAUCUCUAGUAUUACCGAGAUGGGAAAUGCAUAUGGAAUUGCUGAGCUGGUGGUGAUGAUGAUGACAACAAUUUUAGUAACUAUUGUUAUGCUUCUUAUAUGGCAGAUAAACAUCAUUGUCGUCCUGAGUUUUGUGGUUAUUUUCUUGGGGAUGGAAAUGACCUUUUUCUCAUCAGUUUUAGCAGGUGUUGGGGAUGGUAGUUGGAUAAUAUUAGUUUUUGCUGCAAUUAUGUUUCUUAUAAUGUACAUCUGGAACUAUGGGAGUAAAUUGAAGUAUGAAACUGAAGUUAAGCAAAAGAUGUCUAUGGAUUUAAUGCGGGAAUUAGGCCCCAAUCUAGGGACAAUACGGGCCCCAGGCAUUGGCUUGCUUUAUAAUGAGCUGGUAAAGGGUAUACCUGCAAUUUUUGGCCAUUUUCUGACCACUCUCCCAGCAAUUCACUCCAUGAUCAUAUUUGUGUGUAUAAAGUAUGUUCCAGUGCCAGUAGUGCCUCAGAGUGAAAGGUUCCUUUUCCGGCGAGUCUGCCCUAAGAGCUACCAUAUAUUUCGCUGCAUUGCCAGGUAUGGCUACAAGGAUGCCCGUAAAGAAAAUCACCAGACAUUUGAACAGCUUCUAAUUGAGAGCCUUGAGAAGUUCAUUCGCCGGGAAGCCCAGGAACGGUCAUUGGAGAGUGAUGGGGAUGAUGAUACGGACAGUGAGGAAGAGUCGUUGAGUACAAGGGUCCUAGUAGCUCCCAAUGGAAGUGUUUACUCACUUGGUAUACCUCUCCUAGCCGAGUUCAGGGACACAAGCAAGCCCAUUAGUGAAGCAAGCACCUCUGAAGAGGUGCAUCUAGGGGCUUUUGCAGACCCAACGAUGUCUGAUGCAGAACACGGCCUUGAAAGGGAGCUUUCUUUUAUUCGCAAGGCUAAAGAGUCCGGGGUCGUUUAUCUUCUUGGUCAUGGAGAUAUUAGAGCGAGGAAGGAUUCGUGGUUUAUAAAGAAGCUAGUCAUAAACUACUUCUAUGCUUUUCUUAGAAAGAACUGCAGAAGAGGGAUAGCAAAUUUGAGCGUUCCUCAUUCGCAUCUCAUGCAGGUUGGAAUGACAUACAUGGUUUGACAAUAUUGAUUUGGUACAAAAUAAGGCAAGUCCUAAUUAAUUACUUUUGACACCACAAAAAUUUGAUGCGUCGACUGCUGUUAAUCGGGAAAGUUGCAUCCAUGGGUUCACACAAUGUAUAAUGUCAAUUUCUUGACGUGAGAGAUGCAUGUGGUGUGUACAAAUGCUUACACCAUUAGAGAAUUGACUAUUGAAUCAGCAAGUUUUGUAGUCUUCAUUUUGACUGCCUUUUAACCAAAUGCAUUGGUUUUACUCUUGUUACGGAUGCAUAUCCAAUUAAUCCUUGUAAUUAACAUUUCAAAGUGAUGUGAAUGUGAUUAAUUUAUCAUAAACAAGUUAUGCUUCGAAA